UAAAAAGGGCAAAUGAAGCGCUACCAUACGCGGAAGUGACUUCGCACCUGGAAUCUGACUCGGAACAAGAAAAACACACUCGGCACGAAAGAAAGAGAAUCGCUUUCAGCGAUGACAGCGAGUCGGAAAGAGAGGUCUCUCCUGUUCGAGAUGUCAAUGGCCAGCAUGCACAGGGAGAUCACUUGUCAUCGCCAAGUACGCAGCGUUCACAGUCGUCACAACAGGCGCUGGAAGAUGCUGGCUUACCUAGUGGAGGACCACGCCGACUUCAUCAAGCACGGCCGCCCGCUAUGCAAAUGCAGCAGAGAGGAUCAGGAAGCCGCGCAGUGCGCCCUGACUGUGAUCAGCAGAGACGACGAGGGAUGGAUGAACGAAACGUACAAGCACAAGACACUACCGCACUGGAAGAACAAUUCAGCCUUUUCUCCGCACGAUUUUCUGGUAUGUACGUUGUUUUUCUAAAUUUCUUUGAAAUGUUUUCAAUUUGGGAGCUGUCAGAACUUGCCAUGAUUUGAUCACCCUGUGUCAGCAUCUACGUGGUCGUUGUUCAUGAAUACGAUUGUCCAGAUUGAUUCUAGAUAGGGGUGCAUAGUACUAUAUAUUGCUGUAUUGGCCAAUAUAUAUUUCGGGUUAUAUUAACAACCAUAUU
Messenger RNA from Rhipicephalus sanguineus (brown dog tick), 649 nucleotides. RefSeq lists its product as uncharacterized. NCBI's taxonomy places the organism in Eukaryota, Metazoa, Arthropoda, Arachnida, Ixodida, Ixodidae. The transcript is spliced from 5 exons. The coding region runs from base 112 to 462 and encodes 116 amino acids. The record is from RefSeq and is a predicted model, not a curated record.